Messenger RNA from Lottia gigantea (owl limpet), 849 nucleotides. RefSeq lists its product as hypothetical. The record is from RefSeq and is a predicted model, not a curated record. Bases 75 to 674 code for a protein of 199 amino acids. The transcript has 2 exons. NCBI's taxonomy places the organism in Eukaryota, Metazoa, Mollusca, Gastropoda, Lottiidae.
AAGUUAACGAGGUAUAGGAAAGAUUAGUUUUGCUCUAUAGGCCUAUUGAUUUAAAUUUCUAAAAAUCUGUUAAAAUGUCAACAACAGCUGAAGAUUUUCUUCACAGAACAUAUAAAAGUACCAAUGUUUCCACGCCAACUACCAAAUUGUGGAGAAAUGACGAACAAUAUGAGUCGUCUGAUGAGUCGUAUUCAGAAGAGACUAUAUUAAACGUUGAUAAUUUCACAGAAGAAAGUAAAUUAGAUGGUCAUGUAUCAGAUGAAUCAAUGGGUGGAUCUUUACCAAUUGCCACAACUAAAACAGAGAUCAGUUUACCAGGUUCUAGAAGAAAAACAAAGAUAAUUGAUAAGAAGGUUAUAAGUGAAGGAGAAGUUUUGCGAAAAAACGGGCGUUUACUUCGAAUGAUGUACAUGUUACAAUUACGUAAACGAUCUCAAAGUUCACCGCAAACAAACGCAUUUGAUAACACUUCAGCAUCAACAAGUAAGUCCAAUCAGCCACAACCAGAGGUUCAGCUUGUUGGAGCUGAAACGCCAUUAAAGAAGCACAAUGAUGAGGUCAAGAAAGAUGUUACUAAGGUUACAGGAGAAAAGGUUAACCGAAACCCCACCCAAAGCUCCGAUCCACGACGAUUAUUGCGCAAAUUUAUCAAUACGGGAAGGAUAGAACAUUAGAUCGAUGUCCAUUGGGGUAGGGAACUUAACUCAUAGGGUGCAUAUAAUGGAGAAAGAAGUUUUUAUUUUAUAGAUCCCGAGAUGAAUGGUAUGGUCUCUCUCAAUUCAUUCAUCGAUUGGCUGAGGCAUUCCAGCGCCUCAGUUUCAUACACCAAUAAAUUGAACUUUAACCAUU